AUGGCGCAGGGCAUCUCCCUCCUUCUCCUGCCUGCUCUGGCUCCCUCCUCUCCGUCAUCUUCAUUCAGAUCGGCCUAUAAAAUCACAUUUGAGUCCCUACUCCCCAAGCUUGUCCCCGCCGACAAAGAGUCCACCUCUCGUGUAGACAUUGGUCUGGUCUUGUCGUCCCCUUCUUACCCCUUGAGCACUAACACUUCACGCGCCACCGUCUUCCCCCUCGUUCAAACCCUCUUAAAGAAAACGUACAGCCUCAUUUGCUCCGUCGCCGCUCAGAAGGAGAUCGACCUCGAUUUUCCCGGCGGUAUCGACGCGAGGAUAUUCAUCUUGGAAGCUCGGCUGGAUGAACUCCCCGAGAAUAUCGUCGGCAAGCAAUGCCUGUCUGGCCCGAUAAUCGACCUCAAGACAUUUGCCCUCUCCGACCGAUCUUACACGGCUCUAUAUUCCGUCGAGGGCGAGGCUCAAGAAGCUUCCCUCCAGCAAUUGAUCAGAAUCUGGAACUCCAAGUCCAACCCUCCGCCACUACCACCCAUCCACCGCCUCCAGAGUGGUCCAACCAUUGUGCAUCCUGAACCCUCAGAAGCGACUGUUGAAGACGGACCGCUUAUAAUCCACCGUUCCGUCGCUGUAGGGGGUACAUUUGACCACUUGCACAUUGGACACAAACUUCUCCUAACCGCCACGAUUCUGACCGCCGAGCCAGCUCAAUCCUCCAGACCCACCGAGAAAGACUCUCGCUUGAUCACGGUCGGUAUCACCGGGGACGAACUGCUCGUUAACAAAAAGUAUGGCUCCCAUGUCGAACACUGGGAUGUCCGACAACAACGUACUGCGCAGUUCAUCGACUCCAUUCUGGCAUUCUACCCCCGCAAAUCGUCAAGCACAAACCCAACUACUACAGCCACCAACGACAGUCCCUCAACUACUACCGAGUAUAUCGACGAGCCCGGCCCAAAUGGCAAAGUCGUCCGUGUCAAAUACCACUUCCCCAGCUCUAGCUGCCCAACUACAACCAUCGCAAGCGACAAUAACACGGCAGACAUCACGAUAAAUUACACCCAGAUCUCCGACCCGUUCGGGCCCACCAUCACGGACCGGGAUAUCACCGCGCUGGUAAUUUCUGCCGAGACGCGCAGUGGCGGAAAGGCCGUCAACGACAAACGGACAGAAAAGGGCUGGAGAGCACUGCAAGUUUUCGAGGUCGAUGUCUUGGAUGCAGGCGUGGGACUAGACGAUGACGAGGGCGGGGGAGGGAAGGAAGAACAAAAGAAGGGGUUUGAAACUAAAAUCAGCAGUACCGAGAUAAGAAAGAGGCUACAGGAGAGGGAGCCGGCGACGAACCAGUAG
This is a messenger RNA of Fonsecaea multimorphosa CBS 102226, 1344 nucleotides long. RefSeq lists its product as uncharacterized. The record is from RefSeq and is a predicted model, not a curated record. NCBI's taxonomy places the organism in Eukaryota, Fungi, Ascomycota, Eurotiomycetes, Chaetothyriales, Herpotrichiellaceae. Gene Ontology annotation, molecular function: dephospho-CoA kinase activity. The coding region runs from base 1 to 1344 and encodes 447 amino acids. Gene Ontology annotation, biological process: coenzyme A biosynthetic process. The transcript has a single exon.